AUGGUGGUGUCCCAGUUCUACAUCCUGUCCCCGCGGGGGGACACCAUCAUCAACCGCGACUUCCGGGGGGACGUGUCCAAGGGGAGCGGCGAGAUGUUUUUCCGAAACGUGAAGCUGCACAAGGGAGGAGACGCCCCCCCGCUGUUUUACCUAAACGGGAUCCACUUCACAUAUUUAAAAAACAACAGUCUCUAUUUCGUGUUUACGUCUCUGCUUAACUCAUCGCCUAGUUAUGUCCUGGAGCUUCUCUACCGGGUGGUAAAAAUUGUGAAGGACUUCUGUGGGCAAAUAAAUGAGGAGGUGAUCCGAGCGAAUUUCAUUUUGAUAUACGAAAUUGUAGAUGAGGUAAUUGACUAUGGGUACAUUCAGAACAGCAGCACAGAAAGCAUUCGCCAUUUGAUUCACAACGAGAUAAGUGCUUCAUCCGAUGUGUGUGUGGGUGGUGGAAGUGGAGGUGGAGGGACAUCUUCCAGUGGUGGGAGCAUCACUGCUGGGGGAGUGGCCAGUGCAGUGGGGAACACCGUCGGAAAUAGCAUCACUAGUAUAAGCAACAGCACGAAGAGGCUAGCCAACCUUUCCACUUUCACAAUGAAGAACUCAAACACGCUACCCUCCAAUGCGUCACAAAAACCAAUACAGUUGAACGAAAAGAAAAAUGAAAUCUUCCUAGACAUUGUAGAGAGGAUUAAUCUUGUUAUGAACUCCAAAGGAGAAAUCGCCUAUUCGUAUGUUGAUGGGGUGAUUCUUAUUAAGUCCUACCUCCAGGGGAACCCCUUCAUUAAGAUCGCCUUGAAUGAGGACCUCUAUAUUAAGAACGUCCACUCGGACAGCACCAAUAACAUCAUAAUUGAUGACUGCAAUUUUAACCACCUGGUGAAUUUGUCUCAGUUCGAGCGGGAGAAGAUUCUUUCUCUUUACCAGCCCGAUGGGGAGUGCGUCCUCAUGAACUACCGGAUCAAUAACAACUUCAAGGCCCCCUUCCGCCUCUACGCGACCGUCACCUACGGCCCCAACCACACGGUGAGGCGGUCAAGCGGUGAAGCCGGUCAAGCGGUCGAGCUCUGCAUCCGCAUCCGCCUGGACAUCCCCGCGCAGUACACCUGCACGAACGUCUUCGUCAACUGCAACCUCUGCAAGCACAUAACCAACGUGCACCUGGACCUGAACAGCGCCUCAGACCUCUUCUCCGCGCAGUACAUCGCGAAUGAGCACCGCCUUCUCUGGACCAUUAAGAAGUUCAAGGUGGGGCUGUUCACCCCGCCCGGCGAGCACGAACACAGCAUACGCUCCAAAAUAACGCUGAGCCCCGGGUACACCUUCGCCAAGCGGGACUUCGGCCCGAUCUACAUCCUCUUCGAGAUCCCCAUGUUUAAUCUAUCCAAGCUGAGGAUCAAGUACCUGCGGAUCAUCGAGAGCUACAAGUCCAGCAACACCCACAGGUGGGUGCGCUACAUCACGCAGUCCUCCUCCUACGUCUACCGAUUGCACUGA
Plasmodium vivax (malaria parasite P. vivax) is the source of this 1491-nucleotide messenger RNA. RefSeq names its product adapter-related protein complex 4 mu 1 subunit, putative. Gene Ontology annotation, cellular component: trans-Golgi network; clathrin adaptor complex; cytoplasmic vesicle. Lineage: Eukaryota; Apicomplexa; Aconoidasida; Haemosporida; Plasmodiidae. Bases 1 to 1491 code for a protein of 496 amino acids. The record is from RefSeq and is a predicted model, not a curated record. Gene Ontology annotation, biological process: protein targeting; Golgi to lysosome transport. The transcript is spliced from 3 exons.